Darwinula stevensoni is the source of this 363-nucleotide messenger RNA. Lineage: Eukaryota; Metazoa; Arthropoda; Ostracoda; Podocopida; Darwinulidae. The record is from the annotation of a GenBank genome assembly.
GUCUUUGAUGCCAGGACGGUGACCACCGCGGACGGGAUGUUCAAAGCGAUCUGCAAUCACAUCGAAUACUGCACGAACAAGGGAAACAUCAGAUCGGCGAUCACCGUGUUUCCCCAGAGGACCGACGGGAAGCACGACUACAGGGUUUGGAACCAACAACUCUUCGGGUUCGCCGGAUAUCCCCAGCCGGAUGGAUCCAUCCUCGGGGACCCCAUCAACGUGUGCAUGGAGUUGGGCUGGAAGGGGAAGGGGACCGCCUUCGAUAUCCUGCCAAUGGUCUUGUCGGCGAACGGAGAGGAUCCUGAGUAUUUCGUCAUUCCCGAAGAACUUGUGCUCAUGGUCAACAUCUCUCACCCACAGUAA